AUGAUAACAGAUACAAAAGGGUUGAUUGACGCCUUCGCGGGCUUUGAAGAUCCAUCAAUAAACUUCAUCGCCGUUGCAGACGCCAUCAUACCUGCAGUCAUGGAAACAGCUGGCCCCGAAGGAACAAGCAAAAACACAAACCCCCACGCCCCAGAACCAACCCUGGAAUGGGAGACGCGAACCCCAAAACCAAGCCGUUUCAGCAGAUUCAUGCCCGGAGACGCCGGGAGUCAACAACACCAUGACCCUGAACGGGCCCCUGGCGAAACGGCCCUCGCGCACAAGGAGGCAGGACAACCGCAGCCCGGCGCCAGUCGUCUAGACAGGAUCCUGCCGCCGCACAGAAAGUACCUCGGCAUGCGCAGGCGCGUCUUCCUCAUCGUCCUCGCAGCCCUCGUCGCGCUGCUGAUCCUCAUCAUCGGCCUCGCGGCCGGCCUCUCGUCCCGUUCCGGCGGCGGCAGGGGGAAGAUGCCGCUCCCAGAGGACGGCAAGACGUACCAGGGAGAGCUGACGUAUUACAACCCGGGCCUGGGCGCCUGCGGCGAGGACGACAAUGACGACUCCAUGGUGGUUGCUGUCGGGCACGAGCUGUUUGACGAGGCGGGCGGUGGGGAUGCGAAUCCGAACAACAACCGACUCUGCGGCAGGAAGAUCCGGGUGUCUGCCGACGGAGGCGGGGAUUCGAUAGAGUUGACGGUGGUGGACCGCUGCGAGGCCUGCCAGCCGACCGACUUGGACCUGUCGCCUGCUGCCUUCAGAAUGCUUGCUGACGAGAGUCGGGGUCGGAUCAAGGGCGAGUGGCAGUGGGUAUAG
Pyricularia grisea is the source of this 813-nucleotide messenger RNA. RefSeq lists its product as uncharacterized. The transcript is spliced from 2 exons. Bases 1 to 813 code for a protein of 270 amino acids. The record is from RefSeq and is a predicted model, not a curated record. NCBI's taxonomy places the organism in Eukaryota, Fungi, Ascomycota, Sordariomycetes, Magnaporthales, Pyriculariaceae.